AACUCACCUCUCACAAAACCCUCAGCCAUAUCUCCACAAUCCGGCAAUCCUCAGCUCGCAGUUACACCACCGAUUUCCUCCAAAUGAAGGCUUGCGACAUUGUGACAGCGUGAUGGGGAACCUUGGCGACUUGUCGCCAGAAGGAAGCGUAGCAAUCGGCAUCCUCGUCGGGCUGAUAUCUACGAGUGUCCAAAGUCUAGGCCUUACUCUACAACGAAAGUCCCAUCUCCUAGAAGACGAGAAGGAAGACUACGAUGUACGACGACCACCCUACAGACGGCGGCGAUGGCAGCUUGGAAUGGGAAUGUUCAUCAUAUCAAACUUGGUCGGGAGCACAAUUCAGAUAACGACAUUACCUCUGCCCGUUCUUUCGACACUACAAGCAUCAGGAUUGGUCUUUAAUUCCAUAUGCGCCACCGUCAUUCUUGGGGAGCCUUUCACAAGGUGGUCUUUAGGAGGAACAGUUCUGGUUUCAAGUGGAGCGGUAUUGAUUGCAAUUUUUGGAGCAAUCCCAGAGCCGGCACAUACUCUGGAUCAGCUGCUGAUUCUACUUGGUCGAAAGACGUUUGUGGUGUGGAUGGUACUACAAUUCCUCUUGGUGGUAGCUAUCAUCGCAAUAGCAGGAUUCCUCUCUCGAAUUCCAAGCAUAUCCUCAAGUCCUCGAAUACGACUCUUUCGAGGCCUAGCAUACGGCUGUAUCAGUGGCAUAUUAUCAGCACAUUCCCUACUUGUCGCCAAAUCGGCAGUCGAGCUCAUUGUCCGUACAAUAGUUGACCGAGUCAACCAAUUCAAUCACUGGCAAUCAUGGGUGAUUGUCCUCUCCUUAAUCGUUCUCGCCCUCACACAACUCUAUUACCUACACCGAGGCCUCAAAUUGGUCUCUACCUCCGUCCUCUACCCUCUCGUCUUCUGCAUCUACAACAUAAUAGCCAUUCUCGAUGGUCUCAUCUACUUUAAGCAAACUGACCGCCUCUCACCUCUCGCCGGCGGACUCAUUGCCCUCGGCACAGUCAUCCUCCUUUCUGGGGUCUUAGCCCUUUCCUGGCGCCUCUCCGACGAACAAACACAACCAGCAGUUGCACAAAGUGCAUUGGCCCCGGGUCUCGGCUUAGUGGAGGACACCGACAAUGACGAGUAUUCUGACUCGCUAGGCGCAGACGAAGAAGCAGCCAUGGGAGCCGAGCAUCAAGCUCUACUGAACGGGGAGCCAAUGACUCCCAAAACGAAAAUGGACACUGUCCUUGGAGCAACUCGCAAUGUCCGAAAAUCAGUCCGCUUAACAGAAGCAGACGAAAUAUGGGGCGAGCUCGAAGACGAUGAUACGAAAUCCCCUUCUCCCUCCCGACCCCCUCGAAGCAGUUCCAACAGCCUCCCAGCUCCCGCCAUAAGACCAGGAGACAGCGAAGGCGACAUCCCAGAUGAGACCACAGCGUUAUUAAGACGAGAUACCCUGGGAAGAAGGAAACGGCGACGCUCAACAGGAUUUCCAGGCUUCACAGCCCGUCCUGUAAGAAGAAGAACAACACACUCCCAAGACGCCACAGGCGGCUUCUGGAAAAUGAGAUGGUGGAAAGAUCGGAAAGGAAGCGGGAAAGGACCUCCCAACUCUCCGGGACCAAAUCCUUCCAACAAUGGUGGAGAGGGGCCUUCGACCUUAUAGUUAUACAAGAGGAGCAUGUGUGUGUGUUAUAGAUAGACCUGUACUCUCAUAUCCGCCACGAGAACCGAAUUUGCUGGCUCGGGCGUAGAACCAUUCGUCUUCCUUUUGUUUGUUCGUUCGUUCGCAUGGCGUUCUGGGUGGAUGGAGGGCAGGCAGGGAGGAUGGAGUUGUGAUGUAUGUAUGAAUGCUAUCUACCUAGGAUAUGAUGGAUGGCCGUCGACUUGAGACUUUGAGAGGGUUGUGUGUGUGUAUAAAUGAAUGAACCCUUAGUCUCACGUACAUACUUUCUGUUCACAUGAUAUCCAGUCCCCUGAGCAAGUUAACAAAGGC
Mollisia scopiformis is the source of this 1990-nucleotide messenger RNA. RefSeq lists its product as uncharacterized. The record is from RefSeq and is a predicted model, not a curated record. Gene Ontology annotation, cellular component: membrane. Lineage: Eukaryota; Fungi; Ascomycota; Leotiomycetes; Helotiales; Mollisiaceae. The coding region runs from base 113 to 1660 and encodes 515 amino acids. The transcript has 2 exons. Gene Ontology annotation, molecular function: magnesium ion transmembrane transporter activity. Gene Ontology annotation, biological process: magnesium ion transport.